Molecule: messenger RNA, 798 nt
Organism: Mycena indigotica
Lineage: Eukaryota; Fungi; Basidiomycota; Agaricomycetes; Agaricales; Mycenaceae
Product: BTB domain-containing protein
Exons: 3
Coding region: 1-798 (265 amino acids)
Source: RefSeq, a predicted model, not a curated record
AUGUGGCUGUGCAAUCGCGGCCCUGCGGCCGUGUCGCGGCCAUUUAGCGUGGCCCAGACGAUAGCGAGGACUGGGAGCAUCUUCUUGGUGUUGUUUUCCCCAAAAAACUGUUUUACCCUCGUUCCUCCCUCAGUCUCUCAAAUCUGUGCGGUUUCUCGUCUCAGCAAGAAGUACGACCUCGCUACUUUUCGACAACAGUGUCUGCAGCUUCUCAAGAACGAGUUUCCCACCAGCCUUGUAAAGUUCGACGAAAUAUCACCAUCUUGGACCAACCUCUCCGUACCGAAGGGCACCAAAAUAGCUGAAGUGUGUAUUCCAAUCAUCAAUCUGGCUCGCGAACUCGGCCUGUAUUCGAUCCUGCCAGUGCCCAGCGCAUUUUAUCUUCUGAUCCACAGUCGGGAAGGGAUGCAAAAGGAUAAUCUGAUGAAGCUGGAUGACGAACAGGAUCAGCUCGCUUACUUGAAGGCAUAUAUCAAGAUUGUCCGCUAUUACACCAAGACCCCAUCGAAGUGGUUGAACCCCAAAUCUGGAAUAUUAUGGGAUGGGUGUACGACCCAAUUGAAGUGCGGAUCGGAGCGAAAAGAGACCUUGGUGGCGUUGCUGCCGGACUCGGAUAGUGAUUUCGUUGCCUCGAUAUUGGAUACCUGGAACGAAGAGUGGGAGGAGAACAUGUGUAGAAGCUGUGCGGUGAAAGCAAAGGAAGUAUACGAAGCCGCUCGCCAAGACUGUUGGCAGGAGCUCCCAUCCUAUUUUGGCUUGGACAACUGGGAGACCUUGCAAAAGAUGGACUUCGAAUAG